This is a messenger RNA of Psammomys obesus (fat sand rat), 2532 nucleotides long. RefSeq names its product cation channel sperm-associated auxiliary subunit beta-like. Gene Ontology annotation, cellular component: cilium; CatSper complex. Lineage: Eukaryota; Metazoa; Chordata; Mammalia; Rodentia; Muridae. The transcript is spliced from 21 exons. The record is from RefSeq and is a predicted model, not a curated record. Bases 1 to 2532 code for a protein of 843 amino acids.
AUGUCGUGUAAGAAGGAGAACCACCUUAUUUGUUUCAAUGAAGGUGCCUCCACAGACAUUCAAAUGAUGAAGUUGUUCCUUUCCUCUGACAAUUUGAGAGUCCACUGUUUCUUCCAAAGUGAAAACCAGGUUCUUUCAAGGGCAAUUCUGAGUAUUUUUACAACAGGAGGUGUUGCUCCCAACAUGGUAGUCAUGAACAGCACAUAUCGUGGCGACUUCCACUUUAACUUAUCUCUGCUCAACAAUCAGGCUUUCUGGUUAAUUGAUAUUCCUAGAGAAAACAUCACAGUGAACACAGACAUCGCAGCUGUAGAACAAUGGAUAAUAAAGAUUACAAUGCACGAAGGAUUAAACAUUUAUGAUACUGAAGGUACCCUACUGGAUCUUGUCCGAGAGCCUAUUCUUCAGUGGAGUCUUGGACCUACCAUGAAUAAAACACAGGUCAAACAAUUAUAUCCACAUGUGAUAGAUAUCAUAGUGACAAAGUGCCCCUGUGCCAAUGAUGUGGCAUUACUUGGCCUCAUUUUGGAUUCAACAUCUAACGGUGUUUACAUAGGCAAAACCAUUUCUGGAUUUUGGAAAGUUGAUGGCACCAUAUGGCAUGACAUGACAAAGAUCAUCUAUGCAGAACUUAAAGAUGAACACAAAGGACUUACAGUGAUAGAUAUGAUUUUAACAAAUCAUUUUUUAGUCAUCCUUACCUCGUUGGGUCUUUUUAUAAGUCCUGAUCUUCGUUAUCCAAUCACUUCACACAUACAGCUUUCAAGAGCUGAGUUUUGUGGAUUUGAAAGGGGUUGUUCUGUACCCACUCAGAAAAAGGAGCACCUCCGUGUUGGACAUAAACUGCCAUGCGAGCUGCCCACAACUCUAUUUCUAAUCACUCUGUCACAUUCGACAUUCAACACAUUCUCAUCAACACAUAAACAUGUGUUGCCAGUUCUGAAACUUAAAACUGGAAAUGCUUACAUCAGAGAAAUAUUUCGACAUACCAGUGGUAAUGUUGGAUUUUAUUCUUCAGUUCUCACAGAAAUAAUAGAACCUUUUGGAAUGGAAGUAAUAAAUGACAGCCCUUGUUUAGAUAGUAAUCUUAGCAUUUCAAUUAUUGGACCCAACAUGGUCAAACUAUCCCUUGAACCACGAAAUUACCCAAAUGUAUUUAAGGAUACAGAUGUAGAAAAGACUGUGGUGAUACCUGGCCACAGCAGCUUCAUGGUCAUCGAAAUUACUGAUGAGUGGACCGCUUUUGCCAUAGCUACUAUGCCCGAUACCGUGAAUUCAGACUUGACAUUUGCAGCACACUCUUGGCUCUUAUACAACUUUGGCUCAAAGAGUGGACGGAAUUGGGCCAUACAUUUAAAACCGUGUAAUUACUGGGUUCGAACUGAUUUAAUAUCCCUGAAUGCUGUGAAAUACACUGAUAUGGGGAACAAAGAAGAGUUUAAAUAUCAGGUUAUUCCUAAUACAAGAGGUAUGAUACCACGUCAGAUCCCACCAGUGACGGUGAUUAUUGGAAACCCAACGUUAUUGGAAGUUAUGGCCAAUGGUCAUUUCGACAUCAGUGAUGAUUACCACAUGAAGAUUCAGAUAGCUAGCAAAUUUUUCCACAGAGGCUCCACGUCGCUGGCGCUGGUUCUGUGGGACGCAUCAACCGAUUGCCUUGUCACGACGCUGGUGACAACCAUGAAGAGCAGCUGCAGUUACCUCAGGACUAUGCACCACGUUCCCGACACUUACAUACCACCUGAAGACUGGACCAGCGGAGUUCACGAGGACAGUCUGGGCUUCAACAUGAUCAAAACUCUGCCGGUAAACUACAGGCCUCCAUCUAAUAUGGGAAUUUCUAUUCCACUGACCGAUAACUUUUAUCAUGCAGACCCUAGCAAACCCAUCCCAAGAAAUCUGUUUCAGAAAUCAAAGGAAACUGGCAAAUACAAACAGUGCGCCAAUGCCACCCGUCGGGAAAUGUGCAACUGCACUGAGCACCAAAAGUUUUCACAUGCUGUCGCUUUCUCGGACUGCAAAGAAAAGGUUCAUCGUUACAAGUUUCCAGUCACACAAUACCCGGUUGUUUUGGAGAUUUUCAAUGAAGGAGAAAAAUUCUCCGUGGAACCCCCAUAUUUGGUUACCGUGACUGAAGUCAAUAUGAGAAAAAACUGGGAAAUAAAGCACAUUGUGCCAGAGAACCUUAAGAAAUUGAAGGCUUACUUAGAGUCAAGGCUUAAAACUCCAGUGUAUAAUCCUUUAGGUCUCAACCUCAGUAUAAGGGGCUCUGAGCUGUUUCACUUCAGGGUGUCUGUGGUUCCUGGAGUCAGCUUUUGUGACUUAGCUGAAGAAUUUCAGAUUUAUGUCGAUGAAGUACCAUUGCCUUUUCCAGGACAUACACUGAUUGCUGUUGGAACAUCCGUAGUGAUAGGGGGAUUGAUUUUCACAUCAUUUUUAUUCCAACUGCGUAACAUCCACCCAUUGAGAGCAUUCUGGAGACACAGCAGAGGACAUUUUGCAAUGUCAUCAUUUUCAAGCAUUGGCUCAUAA